AUGGUGGCGGGCAUCAGGGCCCUGCAUUACCCCAGGGGCGUGGGGCAGGAGGAAAAAAAGCCUUCAGCACCAGAACACGGAGACCCCGCGGACGGCCCGGGCUCCAGCCUCCUGCGCCUGCGCACAGCCCGGCUCCCGGCUCCCGGGGGCCCGCCCGCCGAGCACACCUUCCGGCUCCGGCUCCGCGAGGUGCUCAGGCGGCCAGCGGUGAGGCAGGAAGAGGUUCAGGAGGCUGACCAAGGGCCUGUUGCUCCUCUAGGGGUCUACGCCCUGGACUGGGACGAGCUGGAUCCCCCAAACCGCAACCCGCUGGGAGGCGGUGGAGACGCCCAGCUCCCGGGAUGUCUCCAGAGCAGUCCUGCGGGGCCUGGGGCCACAGGGGCCUCCCCUCCGAGCCCGCCGGUGCCUCCAGCCUCCGCAGAUGGCACACCCGUGAGGCAGACAACGGCGGGGACGGCGGGACCGGUGGGCGAGGAGGGACCCCUGACUCCUCCAGAGCCAGCGGCUGCCCCCAGCCGUCCGGGCACUGAGCCCGCAGCCUCUGCUGCCGACCCGGCGCCCCCCGCUCUGCAGGGGCCCGAGCCUGCCUGGGGCCCCAGGGAGGAGCACUUCCGAGACGCAGCUGCGGUUCUAGGCAUGGGGGUCGACGUGGACUACCUGGAGCAGUUCGGGACGUCCCAGUUUAAGGAGUCAGCCCUGAGGAAGCAGUCCCUGUACCGCAGCUUCGACCCGCUCCUGCAGGGCAGUCCUGAGAGGCCUGCGCCCGCGGCCCCCACGACCAGCAGUGGGCCGGGCGCCGAGGCGCCUUCCUGUGGGGGCCCGCCCGAGGCCCCGCUGGUGGAGCUGGACUGCGUUGCGGAGCUCCGCCUUGCUGUGCCCCCACCUCCUUGUGUGCUCAGGCCCGGGGGCCCCCUCGUGGCCGUGCUACAGUACAGCCAGAGGGACCCCGCGGUGGAGGCAGCACAGAAGGAGGUCCUGCAGCUGAGGAGCCAGUGUGAGGAGCUGCACCAGCAAAACCUGGAGAUGGGGAAGGUCAUGGACCUGUACGAGAGCCUCCUGUACCGGGUGAUGGAGGAGGCUCAGACAGAGGAGGAACGUGCCAAAGCCGAGAUCCAGAAGGUGCGGAAAGAAAAAGACGAGUUGAGCACAGGUCUGAGCUCCAUGGAGAAGUCCUUCUCCGACCUCUUGAAGCGGCAGAAGGCGGUGAUCGAGGGCUACCGGACGAGUGAAGAGGCGCUGAGGAAGUGUGUGGAGGACUGCACGGACAGGGUCCAGAAGGAAGGCCAGCGGUACCGGGCGCUGAAGGCCCACGCGGAGGAGAAGCUCCGGCUGGCCAACGAGGAGCUCGCCCAGGUCCGGAGCAGGGCCCAGGCGGAAGCGCUGGCCUUCCAGGCGAGCCUGAGGAAGGAGCAGAUGCGUGUCCAGGAGCUGGAGAAGGCCGUGGAGCAGAAGAAACAAGAAAACGACGAGCUGAUCCGGAUCUGUGACGACCUCAUUUCCGUGAUGGAGAAGACCUGA
Messenger RNA from Eptesicus fuscus (big brown bat), 1518 nucleotides. RefSeq names its product transforming acidic coiled-coil-containing protein 3-like. The record is from RefSeq and is a predicted model, not a curated record. Gene Ontology annotation, biological process: cell population proliferation; mitotic spindle organization; cerebral cortex development. NCBI's taxonomy places the organism in Eukaryota, Metazoa, Chordata, Mammalia, Chiroptera, Vespertilionidae. Gene Ontology annotation, cellular component: cytoplasm.